GGAGAAUCAUGUCGAUGUUCGUCGUGGUCGGCUCCAAGGAGCCGCUGUACAAGAUGGAGAUGCGCGCGCGGAGGGAGGAAAGCGCGCAUGUAGACGAAUUUGUACUACAUGCAGCGCUGGAUCUGGUGGACGAGCUCAUGUGGACGACGCCCGCCAUGGCGCUCAAGGUUGUGGACCGAUUCAACGACCAGCUCGUGUCAGCAUUUGUUACGGCCUCAGGCGUCAAAUUCCUGCUGCUACACGAGACCCGCAACGAUGAUACUGUCAAGGCCUUUUUCCACGAGGUGCAUGAGCUUUACGUCAAGCUGCUAAUGAAUCCAUUUUACGAGUAUGACACGCCGAUCUCCUCCGAGGUGUUUGACGCGCGGGUGAAAACAUUGGCGCGCAGAUAUUUGUAAGUUCAAGAGAGUUCAUAUCUUAACAUUAAAAUAAAACCAAACUAGUCUCGAUUAAAGGGCAGCAAUACAAAAAAAGUGUUUGAAAGUCCACGCGGCAGAGCGCGUUGAAACUAGCUUUAUUGCAAAAUAGCUCUCUGGUUCAUUGAUCCGAUUAAGUGGCGGCUGUAAAAAGCCGCCAAACUUAAGCGCGCACAACCUGGCCAGCAAUGCGGUCCAGGUCCUGCUGGCCGUGGCUGGUGAUCUUACGGCCACCCUUGUUAACACCCUCGGGGCACUUCUCCACGACCUUCAUCUCCUCCAACUGCUGCAGGAUGUGGCGGAUGAGACCGCCCGAAGCCUUCUGGAAGUGCUGACGGUGCACACCCUUGCGGGCAGCGCCACCGUACACCUUCUUGAGCGAGCCAACACCAGUGUACUGGCGCAGGUACACCUUGCGCGCAAUCGAGGCGGCACGGAUGUAGUACCAGUCCGGAUCGGCGGGCGAGUACUCCUUGAACGAGGCCGUCUUGACCACGUCCCACCAGGCGGGCAGCUCGAUCUUACCCGAACGCUUCAGGUGCUCCGCGUAAGCCUUGAUGAAUUCAGCGGGCUUCACGUCACGGACCGUCACACCGCGCACAACUUCUUCCUCAUCGUAGUCAGCCAUUUUGGAGUCUCUAAUUGAAGCACAACGCACAGACGGGGUUAAGAACACGUCUGUACCACCGCACUCCCAGGCGCAGAGCUCUUCAGCUGCCGUUAGAGACAAGCAUCGAGUCCACGUCGGUCACGCAGGACAGUCUCGGUCUUAAGAAACAUCGUCAUUAUAACGCGUCACCCAAAGCCUCUACGACAAAUUACAGUCGAGAGGCGCUGCCAGCGGAGGAAAAACGGCCACGCCAGAAAAGACCGACCCACCACUACACACCGCACACCGAGCAACCCCACGCUACCGAAAGCAUAGGGAC
Messenger RNA from Phytophthora infestans T30-4, 1345 nucleotides. Its product is annotated as trafficking protein particle complex subunit 2, putative. Gene Ontology annotation, biological process: endoplasmic reticulum to Golgi vesicle-mediated transport. Gene Ontology annotation, cellular component: nucleus; cytoplasm; TRAPP complex. The transcript is spliced from 2 exons. Lineage: Eukaryota; Oomycota; Peronosporomycetes; Peronosporales; Peronosporaceae. The record is from RefSeq and is a predicted model, not a curated record. The coding region runs from base 9 to 398 and encodes 129 amino acids.